Molecule: messenger RNA, 340 nt
Organism: Sodiomyces alkalinus F11
Lineage: Eukaryota; Fungi; Ascomycota; Sordariomycetes; Glomerellales; Plectosphaerellaceae
Exons: 1
Coding region: 10-267 (85 amino acids)
Source: RefSeq, a predicted model, not a curated record
GGCGGCGCCAUGCGGCUCAAGGAGCUCCGACCAAACCGGUGCCAUCAUCACACGGAGAUCGCGGGAAGGGGAGAGUCGCCGACGGGUUCGGAGGAGGAGAUCAUGACGUACAGCGGCAUCAUAAGGACGACGAACGUCGAUAUGGCGUAUCAGACGCAUUCCAAGAGGAGGAGCAUGGCUACUGAUGAGGAGUCGCUGGCGUCGACUGUGGAUAAGGACGAGGGAAAGUCGCGAGUGAGGAAUUCUGGCAUGGCGCUUUUACGUUGACGUCGGGACUCGGGACGGGUGUCGCACAGACCUCCCUCGGGGUAGAACAACCUAACGGCCGAUUACCAAGGGA